Molecule: messenger RNA, 2531 nt
Organism: Cydia strobilella
Lineage: Eukaryota; Metazoa; Arthropoda; Insecta; Lepidoptera; Tortricidae
Product: insulin-like growth factor-binding protein complex acid labile subunit
Exons: 3
Coding region: 396-2126 (576 amino acids)
Cellular component (GO): plasma membrane
Molecular function (GO): protein binding
Source: RefSeq, a predicted model, not a curated record
CGAGCCGUGGACCAGUCACCGCCGAGCGCGCGUCUAGGACGCCCGCGUCACAGUCUUCCCCACAUUUCGCUCGCGCCUGCUCCCGAUAUUAUAAACGAAAGAUAAUUAACAAAGCUUCAUUACGUGUGUUCUGUGCCCCGAACUGGAUUUGGACGUGACUGUGCCAUUAUUAAGAGGCGUUUUUCGUUGACUUAUUCGGUUUUCAGUUGUAGUGGAUGUCGUCUUUUUUGGCUGAAUGGACGUUAAUUGAAAAAAACUCAUUUGUACAUGGAUAAAUGGAUAUGCGCUGGAGAGGCUUUACUCGUGGCUUGCACUCAUGAUUUGACGUAACGGCACAUCAUAACAGCAAACUGAGCUGCCUACACUUAGUUCCGGUGGAGUACGCAUGAGAUGUUAUGGGCCCGCGCGGCGUAGCGAAGUGGCGUUGGUGGGUGGUGGUGGUGGCAUGGGCGUGGGGCGCGGCAGCGCGCACGCUGUGCCCGGCGCGUUGCGCCUGCGACGAUGCUCUGCGCACCGCCUCCUGCGCCAACGCCAGCCUCGAGAUUGUUCCAAUACAACUCAACCCCGAGGCUACCCACAUCAACCUUACGCACAACUCCAUCAACAAUCUUCUCUACACCUUCGCUUUCUACACACAAAUCACCAUCCUAGAUAUCUCUUACAACAGAUUACAGGACUUAGGUAGUAAGAACUUUGAAAGCAAUAUUGAGAUGACACAACUGAAUGUGAGCCAUAAUAGACUGAAGCGACUAGAAAGGGAUACCUUCGUCGGCUUGAAAAAACUGAUCGACUUGAACUUGUCAGAUAAUGAAAUACGUAAUGUACACGCACAAACAUUUCAAGAUUUAUCUAUGUUGGAGAGACUCGAUUUGUCAAACAACGGACUGGAGACUUUCGAUCCGGAUACUUUUGAACCUCUGUCUUCGUUGAAGAUCUUAUCGCUUAAAAAUAAUUCCAUAUUAGACAUACCAUCUAUCAAUUUGUUCUACGUUGUUAAGUUACAAUACUUAGAUUUAUCUGAGAACCUCAUACAACAGGUGCCCAAGCAUAGUAUGCCAUAUUUAAAAGAAUUAAGUCAUUUAGACUUAAAUAGUAACAUAAUUGGCAACAUAGAUCCAUUGGGAUUCCACAACUUACCCGCACUUCGCCACUUGGACUUGAGCGAUAACAACAUGACAACGAUACCCACAUCCGCUCUUUCCAAACUAGUAAACUUGUCGCAUUUGUACCUUAGUGGGAACUUCUUCCAAAGCGUUCCACCCUUAUCUUUCCAAAACCUUUUCCAUCUGAAACAUUUACAUUUGAGCAGGCUUUAUGAGCUCAAAACGAUUGAUUCGAGGGCAUUUGUUGACAACAUAAAUCUGCAGAAAAUUUGGAUGAAUGAAAACGUGAAGAUGAGUGAAUUGCCACCGAGAUUGUUUCACGGAAACCCAAAACUCACGCAUGUGUACAUGAAGAACAAUGCCCUAGAAAUACUAGAAGCAUCACAUUUUCCUAUUGACAGGCUUCAAGAACUAGAGAUAUCAGGAAAUCUAUUUAUCUGUAAUUGCUCAUUGUUGUGGUUGUGGAAACUAGGAACAGAGUGCGAAGUUAGUAGCAAAAAGUCGGGCAAUGCGAGUGCUAUGCUUACGCUAGAUUAUGAUGAUAUUAAAUGCGCAGGCCCGGGGCCAUUGAAGGGUGUUUUAUUUGUACAGAUUCCUGAAUCUGAAUUUGGGUGCUCAAGCGGAUGGGUGAUAGUGGCAGUUGUGGUGCUGAUUGUGAGUAUCAUUAUAAGCGUCGUAGGAGGUGUUUUAUACUUUUUGGGACCUUUGAAAAAGUGCAAAGGGGACAAGUCAAAGCAAGUUAUGACUAGUGUCAUGUUAAACGGUGAUGUGUCAAAGUUAAGCAAUGGACUUGGCUAUUCAACGAGGAGUAGGGAACAAGAAAAUAAGAGGGACACCGAUCGGUAUCUGAUGAUCGGUUCCUCAGUGACUAAUAACUUUCAUUCAUUGAAUCCACCGUGGCAUAGUGUGGAUAAGAAUCCAUAUUACCAAGAAGAUAGUGAGGAGCAUAUUUACCAACAAUUCGCUUACGAAACGAUCCCCCACCAUCGGACCCCCGAAAAGCCGCACAUAGUGUACGUCUAACAAAAGUUUCGUGCAAAGGACAAUAUUAUCACCAAAAUAUUUUCUUUGCUACAUCGAGAGGUAAUUAGUGAUACCGUGUAUUAUCGUCACGAAGACGAGAGACAAUGAAUCUGCAAUAUUGUAAAUAGGGAUACGACUAAAAUUGUAAGAUGUGAUAGCUUUGUAAAUAGACGUGUAAAUAGUUAAUUUAGCAGUGCCGAUAAAGACAUUACCCUCGUUUUGUACUUAACUCCUUUAAUCAUGUUAAUCCUAAAACCCAUUUAAAUAUGCCUAACCUAAUAGAGUAAACACUAUGUCUUUGUUUUGUUUUGUAUGGAUAGUUCCUCAGGAUUGAGUACUCAUUCAUUGUUAAGUGCGUUACAAAUUGUUUGAGAUAUUCAAUGCUAAAUAAAUAUUUACUCAUAA